Bursaphelenchus okinawaensis is the source of this 4846-nucleotide messenger RNA. Lineage: Eukaryota; Metazoa; Nematoda; Chromadorea; Rhabditida; Aphelenchoididae. The record is from the annotation of a GenBank genome assembly.
AUGCUCCUCGUUCUUCUGCUUUCGUAUCUUCUACCACGUGUUCACGGUAUACCGGUAGAUCAAUGGGUGGCGCCAUUCGAUGCCCACAAUCAGGACAAGCUUCGUAUGUUGUGCACGGACAACAAUCACUUCGAUGUGAUGCGGGGGAGGGAGUCGCCUUUGGUAGGUGGGGACGUGUGGGUAUUUUUUUAAUAUUGUUUUAGGUGAUAUUAGGUGUAGAUACGGCCUGAAAAUAAAAAUUAAUUUACCGUUUAAUCGUAACUUGAUGUUAAUGUGAAUAUUCAUAAAGACUAUAAUAGAGAAGUGAUGUCAUGAAUAUAUUACUAUCAAAACCCAUUUGCCCCAUUUCCAGUUAAACAACCUAGUCCGGCACCCUAUUCUCUGUCGUCGCAAUGUAAGCACAACCAUACAGAGUAAGAGGUACGAAGGUCUGAUAUGGUUUAUGCAAGCUCUCGGCUUCUGUGAUGUCAACAGGUACAUCUUGAACAAUCAGAACAUUGAGUUCAAACGUGACUUCCAGUUGGAUCUGCUACGAGCAGCCUUCGCUUUGGUAUGUCAUCGUACUGAUGACAUUGGGCGGUUCCACCUCUCAGGUCAUGCCGAGAUGUUCAAGAUAAUAUACGAAAAGGAAAACGAACAUCGAUCGUAAGUGAACCUAGUUAAUAUAAUGACACAAGUGAGGUGAAAUGUGACCUUAUAUUAAGGUUUUGGCCGUAUCUUCAUCGUUUUUAUAUCUAAUUUAGUAAUAACAAUAUAUGAAAUAUUAUGAUAUUUUUAGUGUAAUAUGCAACAAACUGAUCAUGGACUACACAGACCUGUACAAGAGAUGUCAUGUUGAAUAUUCUGUCGAGAGCACAUCUUACAGUCUCGACUUUAUACGAAAUGUAAGAGCAGUAAUACGUUAGUUGAUAUAAGGCUAAAAUUAUGUGAAUAUAAAGCUUAUAUUCAUACCCAUAUUCACAUACCAAAGUUAAAUCAAUGCCAUUUUAGAAAUGCACUCUACAACAACGGUUGACUUUGAUCAGCCCUCGAACCUUCUUCACCCGCUUCUCCAGAAUGUGCCAUUCUUAUUCAGAGUUCGUGGACAACUACUCCAAGCAGUCUCUGAGUGUGGGCCAAGCCUUGGCCAACGAUACUGUAUUUAUGAAUAUUCUCAGGUAAUCGACCUUUUAAAGUUUUGUUGUUAUAUUACAGUAGACCAUUCCUACUAGCUAUCUCUUAGGUUGUUCAAAUAAUUCUGUGCCCAUCCCAAAGCAAACUUCCAUUGGGCACAGAAUUAUUUGAACAACCUUAUAUCAGCCUGACCAUUUGUUUACAACAUAAUUAUCAAUACAUAUAUCACGUAUUACAUGGUAAUCGUUUCAGUAACUACGUAAAGUACGCAGUAAAGAGUUACAGUCAGUUACCGUACCUUGUCCUGAAGACUCGCCUUCUACUUCAACACUUUGCUGUAGCUGCAGUCAAGAUGUCACAAAAGUUGGAAAUGGCAGCACGGUGUAAGAUGGCGGAGAACGGUAACUUCACGUUCGACGAGACGUCCUCUAAUGCUACACACUCUACACACAUUCACCAUAUGCCAAUGGAAGUGCCCGUACUCGACCUGGAGCAGUGCAAUGUGGGUGAUGCUGGAGUGUACGAUAGUUUGGAGCCCGAGACCCAGAAGUAAGUGUAUGUUAACGUAGAUAGCAACCAUAGUAACAUAUUGUAAUCGUGGAUCUUCAGUGACUUCCAAGACCUUGGAAACUCGGCUUGGUUCGGCCUUAAAUUAGAGUUGGGCCUAUUGUCAGGAGUGGCCAUCAACACCUUCGUACUGUCGAUUCUGCUAGUGCAGACUCGGAAGCAUCUGUCCACUGCCACCAUCCUCUUCAUCUUCAACAUCCUCUUCUCCAAUCUCUUGUUCAUCGCUUCGUUCGUCUGUUUGUUCGCCGACUUCUUCACUGAUCUCCGUUUCAUCACUACAGAAGAGGUAAGGGUACUGUAACUACGGAGGGGUAGGAACACUAUAACUACGGAAGAGGUAGGGAUACUGUAACUACUGAAGAGGUAGGGUUACUGUAACAACGGAGGAGUACGAAUACUAUAACUAAAGAGGGGAUAGGGUUACUGUAACUACGGAUGAAGUAGGAUACUGUAACUACGGACGACGUAGGGUCACUAUGUAAAAUAACGGAUUUAAGUUAAGAACGGAUGUUGUUGUAGAUCCAAUAUUCGACCGACGUUCCUCUAGACGUCGCCGAGACACUACAAACCCAACUGUUUGCUCCACGCGAGUUCCUGAAGCAUCUGGUACAAGAAACCCUCUUCUCUUUGGCUCAAAAUGGUUCACUCUUGGGACUAACCCAUCUAUUGGUAUUGGUGCUGGUGGUCAUCAACCGGUCGAUGUCUGGCAAAGCCAUAAAACUGUCCAAGAAAUGCGUCAUCUCGGUGUUUUCGUGUGUCUGGAUCUUCCUAAUCGUAACACACGUCAUCUUCUCGGCGCUACAAUUCUCUGCCAUUACCAACCUCGACCACCUCUUCUCGCAGCUCCAGAAGCAACCUGGGUCUCUCAAGUGUAGCGAUUCGUAAGUUAUUCCAAAGGAAACACUUAUAAUGACAAGAGUGGUCAAAGCAGGCUUGGACGUAGGGCGUUGCCCCCUGUGCCCGACCCGGCCCGGCCCCAGGGCCGGGCCAGGGUCCAUUUUUACGAUCAAUUACAGGGCCGGGCCCAUGAUUCUAACCGGGCAGGGCUUGCUUCGUGCCCGGUAAUGCCCUGUAAACGCCCGGUAAUAAUUUUUUCACAUAUAAAAAAAAAUUAAUUUAAAAUUGUUGAGUGUCUAACAAGUAAUGUUACUUACCCCACUUCACUCCUGAACAUUUUAGCUCUUUCCGGCCUCAUCCCUGAUCCUUUUAUCCCUACCCGACUUCAGCCCCCCUAUUUUAACCCUACCCAACCUCACCCCUGACCCUUUUAACCCUACCCGACCCUACCUUUGACCUUUGUAGCCCUGCCCGUUUCUACGCUACCAUAUUGUACUUAAUAUGCCACACCCCGCCAUACCCUAUCCUAUCUACCAUACCAAACCCCACAAUGCCCUAACAUAUUAUAACAUGCCAUACCCUACCAUACAAUAUCAUAUCCUACCAUACCAUAACAUACUACAUAUACUAUACUGUAUCAUAUCUUACCUUAUCCAAUCUUAUACAACACUACUGUGUACUACCUAUAGGUAGGGUAGAAUAGGUAAAUAAAGCAAGAUAAAUGGUAUAAUAUAGUCAGGUAGAGUAUGGCAUGUUAUAUAUGUUAGGGCAUUGUAGGAUUUGGUAUGGUAGAUAGGAUAGCAUAUAGUAUGGUAGGGUAUUGCAGGGUCUGGUAUGAUAGAUAGGAUAAGUUAUGAUAUGGUAAUGUAAAGUAUUGUAAGGUUUGGUAUGUUUUGUUUGGUAAGAUGAGUAUGAUAUAGUAAGUAGCAUAGGGCAUGGUACCGUACAGUAUGGAAUUUUAUGUAGGGUGGGUAUGGUAUAGUAGGGUAGGGUAAUAAAGUCAAGGGUAGGGUUUAGUAAAGCUAAACAGGUCAAAGGUAGACUUGGAUAAAGCUAAAGAGGUCAGAAGUAAGGUUGGGUAGGCCUAAAAAGGUCAGGGGUAAGGUCGGGAAGAGCUAAAAGGAUCACGGGUGAUGUCGGGUAGGGCUAAAAGGGUCAAGGGUGAGGUAGGGUAGCGCGAAAAGGGUCAUGGGUGAAGCCGGAUAGAUAUAAAGCAGUUUAUUUCACUUGUUAUUAGCUUUAUAAACUUAAUUUACAAAUGCCCUGUAAAACCCUGUAAAGCCCUGUAAAUGCCCUGCCCGACCCCGCCCCAGGGCCGGGCCGGGCCUGAAAACUAAAACCCUGUACCGGGCAGGGCCCAAGCGGACCCGGCCCCAGGGCCGCAAAUUGGGCCCUGCCCUGCCCUACGUCCAAGCCUGGGUCAAAGUCAUCUAUAUUUAGAGACUACUAUACUAUGAUGCUGUUAGGUUAACCACUUUAUAUUAUUUUACAUUAAAAUACAGUAGCUUACCAUCACUUUCAGAGCUCCAAAGUCCGACUACAUAGAAGUAGGAGGCCGAUGUGACGGUGUAGCCAUCUUCCACACCUUUGGAGUGUACCUCCUGCGAGGUCACACCUUGUUCACAUUAACCUUCCUCCUCGCCUCAAUCAUCGUAUUCACGUUGACCGUAGUGUACCAUUGGAGAGUACGAUCUCAGCACAUGUUCCUGAGCACGAGCUUCAGAGAGCACAGUCCCUACAAGAGGCGGGAGACCCUCUUCAACACGCUGCUCCUGUCCAUCGGAGCCUUCUUCAUCUCGGUGUCAGGUCAGAGCUUCAUCGAGAUCGCCGUCUUCUGGGUGGACGAUCGUGCUGGAAUCGCGAAUCUGGCUACGUAUUAUCAGUGGGCGAGGAUGGCGUCCUUCGUGGAUCCGUUGUUUAAUCCGCUUCUGGUUUCUGUACGAACUCCGACGAUCAGAAGACGAGUAAGUACGAGACCAGUGAUUGACCACGUUCUUGAAUAAAGUAUCGUGUCGGUACAAUUUAGAAUCUGAAACAUCAAACAACGUACCCAAAGUUAUAAAAUUAAUUUGAAUUUCAGCUGCGACUGUACAUCUUCAUCUUCUUCCAAACCCUCCUCACGCUUCUGUGUCCCUGCAGAUCGUUGUUCGGCUUCGGAAUGCCAUCGCUCAGAAGGAAACGAUCCACAUUGACUACAGAUUCUCGAGGCAAAGACAACUACGACACAGAAGUCACGUUCAAGGUACUGUGCUCCAAACAGUUCGUCCGAGCAUCGUUGCUGAAACGGAGUCGAAGCCGGAACUCCUCCCGAAACCAUUCCGUCGUGUGA